Messenger RNA from Colias croceus (clouded yellow), 4742 nucleotides. It is a transcript of the gene Iml1, whose product is annotated as GATOR complex protein Iml1. Gene Ontology annotation, molecular function: GTPase activator activity. NCBI's taxonomy places the organism in Eukaryota, Metazoa, Arthropoda, Insecta, Lepidoptera, Pieridae. Gene Ontology annotation, cellular component: GATOR1 complex; lysosomal membrane. Gene Ontology annotation, biological process: negative regulation of TORC1 signaling; cellular response to amino acid starvation; positive regulation of autophagy. The transcript is spliced from 27 exons. Bases 171 to 4709 code for a protein of 1512 amino acids. The record is from RefSeq and is a predicted model, not a curated record.
AUUUUUGACGUGUUUUUAUCAACUUUACACAAAUAAUAAAAAUGAACGUAAAUUUAAGUAUUCGUUUCGAAUAUUUAUAAAUACUCAUUUUCUACUUCAUUAAAUUGUGAAAUAUCAUCAUUUUACUGUUUGUCAUUAAGAUAUGUUAGUGUAUAUACCAAUUAAGAACAAUGAAAUCAUUCAAAUUAAUAGUUCAUCAGCCUAGCUUCAGUACUGAAGAUCUCAUAAUAAAUUUAAAAGAUUAUCCGGGGCUAAAAGAGAAAGAUAUAGUUGAAAUUUAUCACCCAGAAAAUGACUACCCUCGAUUGCUUUUACAAGUUACGAAAGUUGACGCUCCAGGUAGAGGCAGAGAUACGAUCAGUGUGGAACAUAGCAUAGCAACAACAUUUCAAUUAAGAACAUUUGCUGAUGUUUACGUUAAUAUUGUCAAUGUUGCUGAUGUGGCUUUGGAUUCUGUUGAACUUACAUUCAAAGAUCAGUACAUGGGAAGAUCAGAAAUGUGGAGGCUAAAAAAUCAUCUAGUAAGCACAUGUGUAUACAUAAACAAGAAAAUAGAAUACUGUGGUGGAGCAAUAAGAUGUCAAGUGUAUGAAAUGUGGUCUCAAGGUGACAGAGUUGCCUGUGGAGUAAUUACAGAAGACACUAAAAUUGUGUUCCGAUCGUCCACAUCCAUGGUCUACCUCUUCAUACAAAUGUCUUCAGAAAUGUGGGAUUUUGAUAUACAUGGUGAUUUGUAUUUUGAAAAGGCUGUUAAUGGAUUCCUUGCUGACCUUUUUGCUAAGUGGAAGAAAAAUGGCAGCAAUCAUGAAGUGACAAUAGUCCUAUUUUCAAGGACAUUUUAUAAAGCUAAAACAUUGGAAGAAUUUCCACAACACAUGAAAGAAUGUUUACAAAAAGACUACAGGGGCAGAUUUUAUGAAGAUUUCUAUAGAGUUGCUGUACAAAACGAAAGGUACGAGGAUUGGUCAAAUGUUUUACUUCAAUUGAGAAGACUUUUUACUGACUAUCAGAAAAUUGUACUGCAGUAUCACGAGAGACCUAAUAUGGAUAUACCCACAGCAAUCAACUCAACAGCAGCUCAAGGAAAUUUUCUUGAAGUUCUCAAUAUGAGUUUAAAUGUAUUUGAAAAGCAUUAUCUGGACAGGUGCUUCGAUCGUACGGGUCAGCUAAGCGUGGUCAUUACCCCCGGUGUAGGAGUAUUCGAAGUAGACAGAGAACUGACCAAUGUAACAAAACAAAGAAUCAUAGACAAUGGUGUUGGAAGCGACUUGGUCUGUGUUGGAGAACAACCGUUACAUGCAGUACCACUACUAAAGUUUCACAAUAAAGACAGCAAUCUCAACUCAAUAGACGACUAUUCAAUGCCUCACUGGAUCAACUUGUCAUUCUAUUCCACAAAUAAAAAGGUUGCAUAUUCCAAUUUCAUUCCGAGAAUAAAAUUGCCGCCACGAAAAAGUCAAGAACCGUUGAAGAAAAUGUAUGAAGAUGAAAGUAAAGGGAAGCUUUUGAAAGAGGAUGAAUAUAUGCACAAUUCGAUUUUUGAUUACGAUGCGUAUGACGCACAAGUUUUUCAGUUGCCCCCUGCCCAUAGUACAUGUGUUCAAAAAGUGGCAAGAACGAAAAAAACAUCAGUUGCGGGUCUAGAAGGCAUAAGUAGGAAAAGUCCACCUGCAUCUAUCAUUCAUCAAAGGAAAAUGUCUGAUCCAGACAUACAUCACAGCCUUGGUGACAUUUUCAGUAAUUGCAGUAAAUACUCAAAUGAAACGGGCAGCGAUGCGACAGACUCAGCGAUAUCUAUAAGCCGUCUAUCCCCUCGGAGUUCCAUAACCAGCCACAAGCCGGUAAUACGCACGGGAAGAGCGUUGAUUAACCCGUUCGAUCCGUCGCACGUUACUGUGAAAUUGACGAGUAAUAGACGCAGGUGGACGCAUAUUUUUCCAAAAGGUCCAACGGGUGUGCUAAUACAGCAGCAUCACUACCAAGCGCGGCCGGCGGGCGAGCCCGCGUCCACACGGCACGAACGUUGCGAUCAUGAUGUCAGUAAUAAGGAGAAUGGAUCGACGAUUAACAAUAAUCACUCCGUGUAUCAGGUUGAUGGUAACAUAAUGAGCAGCAGAAAGCGGCUUAUAAGCACGUCAGGUGCGUUAAGUGUCCUCGGCACUAUAGUGGGCACUCCAUCGACAACUAAUAAUGCAUCGUUGGCCCUUCUGUGGGGGGCCACGGGAGAACAGGAGUGGACACCCGCCUUGACUACCGCGAAUCGAGCAAUAGGAGUGGAUUGGAAGUCCCUGACCAUACCGGCUUGUUUACCGAUAACAACUGAUUAUUUUCCCGACAAACGUUCGCUACAAAAUGAUUAUUUAGUGUCGGACUAUAAUCUUUUGCCUGACGAUGUGAACGCUGAUUUUGCACAAAACAGAGCUAUUUAUAAAGAACCGUUGACCACUAUGGAGGUUUUCAAAGAACUCGUCUCGCAGAGAUUGGCACAGGGAUUUCAACUGAUCGUCGGAGUAAAUGAAAAUGAAGUGAUAGAAUCUCACUGUCCCUCCACACACACACCUCCGCCAUCGAAAGUGGCGCCGCAGUGCGGAAAGCCCGCGAACUCCGCACCCACUAAACGAUACUUGCUCUCUAUUGGUCGGAUAUUCCAUAAACUGACGUUGGUCGGGUCUACUAUUACUGUCACCAGAUAUAGACCGAGGCAUCCAUAUCCUCCGUUCAACAUCCACUACCGCUAUCGCUUCCACGCGCCAAACCACGAUACAUAUGAAGUGUCCUGGGUCGCCUUCACUACGGAGAAGUUGGAAAACUACAACUGGAACUAUAUGGACCAUUAUAUUUGUACAAGAGGAGAUACAGAUUUUUCUCUUGUUGAGCCAUUAAAAUAUUGGCGGUUCCGUACACUCCUAUUACCGCUCAACAAUCCAGCCACAAAGCAAAUAUUGGAAGACGAGUCGACGCACUGUGACGUGUACCCGACACCCACACGACAUGACUUAGAUCAUCUCACCGAAGGAUUCCUCAAAAUGACCGAAUCUUAUUUCAAUAAGGUCAAACGACCUCAUAAACAAAGGAUGGCGGCUGCGGCGUGCAACGCGUCGGAUUCCGCGCUCACACGCAGGCGACACUCCACGUCCAUCCUCACGCGGAACGCCCAGCAGGGCGGUGUGUCGAGCUCUCCGUUCAGAGAGCGCGUCGGCAGCACGCGACUCCCCGACCGACCGCGCCUUCGGAUCGAGGCUAUGGCCGCAGCUAAAGCUGUUUUAGAGAGGACACAAUCUCAAACGGGUGAAAGUGAAGACGCGUAUGAUGAUGGGGUUAUUGAGCCAAAGUUAAAAUCGAAUGCGACGAUAUCCGAAAUAAGAGAUCGCAUGCGUCACCCAACACUCGGUGUGGGCUUCCUACAACAAACUGUGAGCUUACCAUCGCAUGCAUUUGUUUCAAUAUACGCCAUUCACUGGCUUCAAGCUAACAUGGAAAACGUCACUUAUGAAAAGGCAACUAGCCUUAUGGAGAAAUUACUUCAUGAAAAAAUGAUUUGUCAUGCGUCUGGUGAUAUGUUGGAACGAUUUGUUGUAGGCUAUUAUAUGUACCAUAUUCUUCCACAAAAGAAAGAUGAGGAAAGAGAAUUAACAGAUUACGUGAAACCACUGGGUGAUCUGCAAAGUUUUGAAAAUGAAUGGAUGGAGGUAGAGGUAUUGGGUCCACGGUCACCAAUCCUUCGUUCAGAAACUAACAGCGGCGCGAUAGACAUAUCUGGCUCUAGUCCCGUGGUUGAUGAUUCUGGAAUCCCUGCUUUCCUCUGUGAUCAUAUUGACCCUAAUUAUAUGCAAUUGGGGAAUGGUGACAUGCCCCUAUACAAGAACACGCACUUGGACAUAGACGUGAACAACAAGAGCGAUCGUAUCGAAUGGGGUCACGCACGUUACCAGGCAACCUUCCGCCCGGACCAGGCCUACGAGAUGUGCAUCCAGUGGGCCGUGGCCAGCGGGAACAUUGUCGCUGAACUGAUCUUUGGUUGGGCAAGAAAAGCGCAGAGUUGUCGUUUGCAAAUGGUCCCAAUCCCGGCGGACCCAUUAGCAUUGCCGUUCACUGAAAAAUCCGACCCUUUACGAGGACCCAUUUAUGUGCCAUUAAAUGAAGAACCAUUGCUUAGAGGAAAAAGCGCUUUGUUUGAAGGAUUCCCCGAAGAAGAAUGGGCGGAGCGUCUCUUCCUAUUCCAAGAGGCAAUAGUCGGUCGAUUCGGUUUCAUCAAGUGUACAGUAGAAAGUACAUCACACGCGGCCGGAGUUGGGGACCACUUAUAUGUACAUGUCACUGGGAAUAUGUUCAUUUUGAUACCUACCACUGUGAAAUCGGAACAGAGGGCCUUGAGGAAACCUAUCAAUAAACCUUUGAAUGCGAGCAGAUAUCCCGUACAUUCUGAAGCCGCUCCGAGUCCCCAUGAGGGAUACAUCACGCGACAUGUAAGCGGUAAAAAUAAGGACGAUUAUGACAACAGCCGACGGAUGGGAUUCCUAUGGUCUUGGAAUCACAUGAUAUCCAAGAAAUGGAAGUGGUCUCAAACAACGGCCACAGGAGAUGAAGCUUUCCAAAUGAGAAUGUUGCGUGACUUCAAACAUUUUUGCGCAAAUCAGGAGCAAAGACUUAGCCUAUUUUGGGAUCAGUGUUGGGAAAUACAGGAGAGAGCCAAAGGAAUUAUAUGCUAAUUUUUAUUGUUUUUAAUAAACUGUUAUUUAAAA